Messenger RNA from Batrachochytrium dendrobatidis JAM81, 1480 nucleotides. RefSeq lists its product as uncharacterized. Gene Ontology annotation, cellular component: cytoplasm. The record is from RefSeq and is a predicted model, not a curated record. NCBI's taxonomy places the organism in Eukaryota, Fungi, Chytridiomycota, Chytridiomycetes, Rhizophydiales. Gene Ontology annotation, biological process: protein transport; small GTPase-mediated signal transduction; vesicle-mediated transport. The coding region runs from base 21 to 1355 and encodes 444 amino acids. The transcript has 5 exons. Gene Ontology annotation, molecular function: Rab GDP-dissociation inhibitor activity.
UUAAACAGUGUCAGUGGAUCAUGGAUGAAGAAUACGAUGUUAUUGUGCUAGGUACCGGCCUUUCCGAGUGUAUCCUGUCUGGUCUUCUUUCUGUUGAAGGCAAAAAGGUUCUUCAUAUGGAUCGCAACGACUACUAUGGUGGUGAAAGUGCUAGUCUGAAUCUGAGUCAGCUUUACCGUAAGUUUAGAAACGGUAUGGCUCCUCCACAGCAGUUUGGUCGUGACCGUGACUACAACGUUGAUCUGAUUCCCAAGUUUGCCAUGGCAUCAGGCGAAUUUGUCAACAUUCUCUACCAUACCGAUGUGACUCGCUACCUUGAAUUCCGUCAGAUUGCCGUCAGUUAUGUCUAUCGUGAUGGAAAGAUCUCCAAAGUACCUUCUAAUCAGCAAGAGGCACUUACUUCUUCCCUUAUGGGUCUCUUUGAGAAGCGUCGUGUUAAAUCGUUCUUUGAGUUUAUUCAAGGCUACGACUUUAACGAUCCAAAGACUCAUCAAGGUCUGGAUCUUAACAAGGUCACCAUGGUGGAGGUUUACAAAAAGUUUGGUCUUGAGCCAGGUACCCAGGACUUUGUUGGUCAUGCACUUGCCCUGCAUUUGGACGAUACCUACAUGACUGCUCCUGCUCGCGACACUUAUGAGCGUAUCUGCUUGUAUAUGAAUUCGAUGGCUCGAUAUGGAAAGUCGCCUUACAUUUAUCCUCUAUAUGGACUCGGUGAGCUCCCUCAAGGCUUUGCUAGACUCAGUGCCAUUUAUGGAGGUACUUAUAUGCUCCAAAAAAACAUUGACGAGAUUGUCAUGGAGAAUGGCAAGUUUGUUGGGGUCAAGAGCGAUGGUGAGGUGGUCAAGGCCAAGGCUGUUAUUGGAGAUCCAUCCUAUUUCCCCAACCAUACCAAAAAGACUGGAUCUGUUGUGCGAGUGAUUUGCAUUCUCAACCAUCCAAUUCCCAACACGGGCGAUGCUGAUUCUGUUCAAUUGGUGAUUCCGCAAAACCAAGUUCACCGCAAACACGACGUCUAUGUUGCAUCUGUAUCUGCAGCCCACAGUGUCUGUGCCAAGGACUUUUUUGUUGCAAUUGUAUCUACACUGGUUGAAACAGAUAAUCCAGAAAAGGAGUGCGAGGCAGGUUUAGCACUUCUUGGUCCUAUUCUGGAAAAGUUUGUUGAUGUAAAGGAUAUUUUUGAGCCCAUCAGUGAUGGCACUGCUGAUUCGAUUUUUGUCAGUAAAAGCUAUGAUGCUACAUCUCACUUUGAAACCACCUGUGCAGAUGUCAAGAGCAUCUACAAGCGUCUGACUGGCAACGAAUUGAAGGUUGAAGGCAAGGUGAAGAAACUGGACGAGGAAGGUCAAGCUCAGUAAACAGAUGGAGUUUACCUGAUCUACUCAUAUCUAUCAAUUUUUUGAAAGUCGGUUCUUUCGUAUGAUUUCCCUUUUAACAGUAUGAGCUUUGAUGGAAAACAAUAAAGCAGUUGUCAUGUUCUAAU